AUGGCCGGCACUGCUAUGCCAGCGCCGACUGCCGACCUUCAGACAACUUGGGCCUUCCUCGAAGAUGGCGUUGACCAUAUCAUGACAAAACUACAAACUGGUGUUUCGUACUCCAAGUACAUGUCGCUUUACACUGUGGCGUAUAACUAUUGUACGUCGUCGAAAAUGUCAACGCCAUCGGAGAGCAGUGGCAUCGCCAAUCGAACUGGCGCGAAUCUCAUGGGUGCAGAUUUGUACAACAACCUAAUCCGAUACUUCGUCAACCAUCUGAAGGCUCUUCGCGAGAAAGCCGAGACACUCCAAGACGAAGCUCUUUUACAAUAUUAUGCGACAGAGUGGGAGCGCUACACAACUGGUGCCAACUACAUCAACCGCCUGUUCACAUAUCUCAACCGGCAUUGGGUCAAGCGGGAGCGUGACGAGGGCAGGCGGGGCGUCUAUCCUGUCUACACGCUCGCUCUUGUUCAAUGGAAGAACAAUCUCUUUGUACCGAUUCAACGUAGGAAUACCAAGUUAGCCAGUGCCAUCCUACGCCUCGUCGAAUUGCAAAGACACGGGGAAACCAUUGACCAAGGCCUGGUGAAGAAGGUCGUCGACUCGCUUGUUUUGCUGGGCUUGGAUGAGGCAGAUCCUAACAAGGCUUGUCUUGAUGUUUACAAAGAGCAUUUCGAGAUGCCAUUCCUCGAAUCCACCGAACUACACUACAAAAACGAAUCAGAAUCAUUCCUUGCCGAAAACACCGUGUCGGACUAUCUGAAGAAAGCUGAAGAACGACUCAGAGAGGAAGAAGACCGUGUCGAGCGAUACCUCAAUACCGGCACACGCAAACCCCUCGUCCUCAAGUGUGAACAUGUUCUCAUUCGUGAACACUCGAAACUGAUGUGGGAUCAUUUCCAAAAUCUCCUCGAUUACGACAAAGACGAAGACCUACAGCGGAUGUACUCGCUGCUAUCUCGUAUUCCUGAGGGUCUGGAACCACUGCGAAAGAGAUUUGAGGACCACGUGAAGAAUGCGGGUUCGGCUGCUGUUGCAAAAUUGGUUGGCGCUGGCGGUGACUCUCCUGGAGAUGCUAUUGAUCCAAAGGCGUACGUCGAUGCGUUGCUCGAGGUACAUCAUAAGAACUCCGAGACCGUCACGCGGAGCUUCCGUGGUGAGGCUGGGUUUGUGGCCAGCUUGGACAAAGCCUGCCGCAUCUUUGUUAACCGCAAUGACGCGACGGGAGCGUCGAAUUCCAAGUCUCCGGAGCUUAUCGCCAAACAUGCAGACUUGUUACUUCGCAAGAACAACAAGAUGGCCGAGGAAGACGACCUGGAAGCUGCGUUGAACCGUGUGAUGAUCCUAUUCAAAUAUAUCGAGGACAAAGAUGUUUUCCAGCAAUUCUACACCACAAAGCUGUCGAAACGUCUCAUCCAUGGGGUCUCGGCUUCUGACGAGAGCGAGGCGAGCAUGAUUUCAAAACUGAAAGAGGCAUGCGGCUUUGAGUAUACCAACAAGCUCCAGCGCAUGUUUACUGACAUGAGUCUAAGCAAGGACCUCACCGACCAAUUUAAAGAUCGAAUGGCUCAGAACCACGACGAUAUGGACAUUAACUUUAGCAUCAUGGUUCUCGGCACCAACUUCUGGCCUCUCAACCCCCCUACACAUGAAUUCGUGAUUCCUGCGGAGAUUUUACCAACAUAUGACCGUUUUUCCAAGUACUAUCAGACGAAACAUUCUGGCAGGAAACUCACCUGGCUGUGGAAUUACUCGAAAAACGAACUCCGGACCAACUACACAAACCAGAAAUAUAUGUUCACGACAAGCGCAUAUCAGAUGGCCAUCCUCAUGCAGUACAAUCGCAACGACACACUAUCCUUAGCCGAGCUAGAAACAGCAACUUCGAUAACCAAAGAGAUUCUUUCACAAAGCCUUGGGAUCCUCGUUAAAGCUAAAGUUUUGAUAAACGAGGAGACUGACCAAUACGACCUGAAUCCCAACUUCAAAUCGAAGAAGAUUCGCGUUAACCUCAAUCAACCCAUAAAGGCGGAGGUGAAGGCGGACACUACAGACGUCCUGAAGACGGUCGACGAAGACCGGAAAUAUGUCAUUCAAGCCACGAUCGUCCGCAUAAUGAAGGCACGCAAAACGAUGAAAAAUCAGCCUUUGAUCCAGGAGGUCAUCUCUCAAGUCACCCAGCGUUUCUCACCCAAGAUCCCGGAUAUCAAAAAGGCAAUUGAUCAAUUACUGGAGAAGGAGUACAUUGAGCGGGUGGAUGGCACACGAGAUACGUUUGCUUAUGUUGCCUAA
Messenger RNA from Mycena indigotica, 2286 nucleotides. Its product is annotated as CULLIN-2 domain-containing protein. Gene Ontology annotation, molecular function: ubiquitin protein ligase binding. The transcript is spliced from 10 exons. The record is from RefSeq and is a predicted model, not a curated record. Lineage: Eukaryota; Fungi; Basidiomycota; Agaricomycetes; Agaricales; Mycenaceae. Bases 1 to 2286 code for a protein of 761 amino acids. Gene Ontology annotation, biological process: protein ubiquitination; SCF-dependent proteasomal ubiquitin-dependent protein catabolic process. Gene Ontology annotation, cellular component: SCF ubiquitin ligase complex.